UUUUAACCAAGGCACUACUUAAGUUUUGCAGCUGCUAGCAGAAAAGUCACUUUUACAAAAUCGCACAAAUGAUGGACAACCACACAGAGUGUCUUCUGCCUGCACAUGUUGCAUACAACAUGCUAAUUACAAUCUACUCUGCAGCGUUUGUUGGAGGAUCCGCUGGCAUUGUAACAAUGACCUUCGUGCUUUGUAGGGCAAACACACGUUCAGUGACUACAACAGCGGUUAUUAACCUGUUGGUGGUGCACAGUGUAUUCCUUCUCACUGUACCAUUUCGGAUUGCUUAUUAUAUUCAAAAGAAAUGGAUCUUUGGAUUUUACUUCUGUAAGGUGGUCAGUGCAAUGAUACAUAUUCAUAUGUAUCUUUGCUGUGUGUUUUAUGUGACAAUACUGGGAAUCCGAUGCAUCAGCUUCUUCAAACAUAAGGACAAAAUUGAGUUCUACAGGACACUGCAUUCAGUGGUGGCCAGUUCUGCUGUAUGGAUAGUUGUACUGGUUGUAAUUUUGCCCUUGUUCUUUUGGCGGUAUGGUGUAAAUGGCAGCUAUAAUACAGAGGAAUGUUUUCGUUUUGAAAUGGAAUUUGCCAAUCAUUAUGUGGUCAUCAUGAACUACAUUGCAACUGCAGUUAUUAUUACACUAGGUCUCAGUCUUCUGACUGUACAGAUUGUUAUAAUCGUAAAAGUUGUGAGAAAACUACACGGCUCUGUUUUUUCUCAUCAAGAAUUCUGGGCUCAGUUAAAAAGUCUAGUCUUCAUUUCAGUCAUGAUUAUUUGUUUCUUUCCUUAUCAUUUGUUCAGGAUCUACUACAUACAUCAUGCACAACAUUUCUUUAUGUGCAAUGAAAUAUUCCUGAGUAUUACUGCCCUCUGCUGUUUGGAUCUCAUAUCCUUUUCACUGAAAACCUACUUCCAGAAGGUACGCCAAAGCAUGGCAUGGGUCUGUGUAAAUGUAAAUAAAAGGACAUAAUUUAUGAGCCUCAAA
Molecule: messenger RNA, 983 nt
Organism: Spea bombifrons (plains spadefoot toad)
Lineage: Eukaryota; Metazoa; Chordata; Amphibia; Anura; Pelobatidae
Product: probable G-protein coupled receptor 141
Exons: 2
Coding region: 69-968 (299 amino acids)
Biological process (GO): G protein-coupled receptor signaling pathway
Cellular component (GO): membrane
Molecular function (GO): G protein-coupled receptor activity; oxysterol binding
Source: RefSeq, a predicted model, not a curated record